This is a messenger RNA of Tarenaya hassleriana, 1438 nucleotides long. RefSeq lists its product as uncharacterized. Gene Ontology annotation, molecular function: S-adenosylmethionine-dependent methyltransferase activity. Lineage: Eukaryota; Viridiplantae; Streptophyta; Magnoliopsida; Brassicales; Cleomaceae. The transcript has 8 exons. Bases 78 to 1148 code for a protein of 356 amino acids. The record is from RefSeq and is a predicted model, not a curated record.
UUUAUCAAUUUUUAAGGGAAAAAAAUAUAUGAUUCCCUUUUAUCGAACCUUCGUGCUCAGUAGCUAGACACGAGGGCAUGAAAAUGUUGACGGUUAUCGCCGGAAGGUUCUCGCCGGUACUUCUGCCUCCGGGAAUUUCCAGUUCGAGAUUCUCAUCCUUCAACUCCGUCGCUCGGAGACGCACUCUCUUUGUUUCUAGAUCGAUUCGCGCUUCUUCCGCCGCUGUCUCCAUCGAGACGAAGCCCAAGGAGGAUCCCGUACCUGUAGCGGAGAAGGAGAAUAUAGGCGAGAAGAACGUUUUGGCCUGCCCCAUUUGUUUUAACUCCUUGGCACGGGUUAAUCAACCUAAUGGAAUUGAAAUUUGGCACAUCAGAGAAUCUACAUUGGGCACAUCGUUGCAAUGCGUUACAUGUAAGAAGAAUUACUCUGGUUGUGAGACACAUCUUGAUUUGACUGUGGCUGGUGAAACCAAGCAAUAUGGCGAACAAAUGCCUCUCUCCACCGAGUUAUUCAGGCUUCCUUUAGUCUCGUUCCUCUACGAGAGGGGUUGGCGGCAGAGUUUCAUAUGGGGAGGUUUUCCAGGACCAGAGAGAGAGUUUGAAAUGGCUAAGGACUACUUAAAGCCAGCUUUGGGAGGGAAAAUAAUCGACGCCAGUUGCGGCAGCGGGAUGUUUUCCAGAUUAUUCGCCAGAAGCGGAUUGUUCUCCCAAGUGAUUGCCCUGGAUUACUCAGAGAACAUGCUGCGACAGUGCUAUGAAUUCGUAAAUCAAGAAGAAAACUUCCCCAAAGAGAAGAUCGUUCUGGUUCGGGCAGACAUCUCUAGACUUCCCUUCCUCUCAGGUUCAGUGGACGCUGUGCACGCUGGUGCCGCUUUGCAUUGCUGGCCUUCACCUGCCUCAGCAGUUGCAGAAGUAAGCCGUGUUCUUCGGCCUGGAGGUGUGUUUGUUGCCACCACAUUCAUCAAUGAGCCUUUAAGUUUUAUCCCAUUCUCGAGGAAUAUUCGCCAGGGGGUGAUAAGGUAUUCGGGUUCUCACUUCUUUCUAAGCGAACGUGAGCUCGAAGACGUCUGCAGAGCCUGCGGACUCGUUGGGUUCAAUUGCGUGAGGAAUGGGCCCUUUAUAAUGCUCUCCGCUACAAAACCCAGAUAAGCUUUCACCCUUUAACCCAUAACAAAAAUGUUGAGAAAAAAUGUCAAGAUUACUAUACUACACGGUAAAUAAAUAAAUCAUUACAUUCUUAAAACGUAAAAAGGAAAAAAAAAAAAACUGAUCAAGCUCCAGACACAAUGAUCAACUACUUUAAUGUCUUGUUAUUUUAUUAAAUAUUACAAUGUCAUAAGAUUCUUUGACCAUACGUAUAAGAUCGAUCAUUACAUGUAACUAUAUGUAUAUAUCGAUAAAUAGUAAUGGUCAUCAAUUUAAGUUUUUGCAUUUUGCAA